AUGUGGCAAUACUUGGGCUGCUCAUCUACAACAACGGACAAAGAGCCUCCACGAGGCCUUCCCUGCAUCAUAAUAUCGCUCCGAAAACGCCGAGCGAUUUUCUCCAAGCGCUGGAUCUUCCUCAUCCACUCCAGAAGAUUCACCCAGCAAGGCGACUUUCUGUCCUACGCGGUUGCAAAAUUAUCCUUCUUCUUUGUUCAGGAUUGUGAUGGGAGUAUCAAUGGUUAUCAUAACAUCUGCCGGUACCAUGCAUUCCCAAUCGUGCAGGCUCGUUCUGUUUCCACUUCGAUUCUUAGCUGUAAAUAUCAUGGAUGGUCGUACGGACUCAGAGGGAAUCUCUCUAAAGCUCCGAGAUUCGAGACCGUUUCAGAGUUCGAGGAAAGCCAGCAUGGGUUAUUUCCCAUCUAUGUCCAUACCGACAAGAUUGGCUCAUCUGGGCAAGUCUUCAAACAGGCAAGCCAGACAGAAUCGAUGAGCAAACACGGAUGCAAGAUUUUGACUUUGCUGAGGACUACACAUUUAAUCACUACAAUAGUGGAAAACGGACUUGGAUGCGAACUGGAAGGAGGUGAUCGAGAACUACAAUUGAGUGCUAUCAUUGCGCCACUUCUCAUCCACUCAUCAGUCAAGUGUUGGAACUUCCUCGAUAUUGUGUCGAACCCACUGCGGGAUAUAUGGAACAUCACAUUUUAA
Molecule: messenger RNA, 693 nt
Organism: Talaromyces stipitatus ATCC 10500
Lineage: Eukaryota; Fungi; Ascomycota; Eurotiomycetes; Eurotiales; Trichocomaceae
Product: choline monooxygenase, putative
Exons: 3
Coding region: 1-693 (230 amino acids)
Molecular function (GO): 2 iron, 2 sulfur cluster binding
Source: RefSeq, a predicted model, not a curated record